GUGUCCGGGCGCCAGAAGGUGGGCUCGGAUGGAGGUGUCGGGAGCGGGUGAGUCUAACACGUCCGAACUAGACUGACAUCAUUUGCUUCAGACGCAGUGCAUGCGCAACGAGGCAUCGUCUAGGCAUCGGCGGCCUCGCAUUUGGCUACCAACUUGCAAAACAAUGAGACAGGUAACAAAUACUGUCGUCCGUGCAUCUCCGAGGCGGUAACUCGCCAACCCAUCCGCCCCUGUUAAAAGCCUCUCGAUGGAUCAGAAUCUGUCAACCUACUCUAUAACGCGCUCACACCCACACAUUAUAGCACCCGUUGUAAUCAAUACCCAACCCAACGACAACACCGAUGAACGACGCGUGCUCUCCCGUAAUGAACGUUCCCCUCGAGAUUCUGCAAGAGGUUUUCCUCCAUCACCGCGACCUCGUCCAUGGGCGUUCGCGGGGCCAGUCGCAGUCUCACCAGGACAGGUGCACCGUCAAACGCAGUCCGGGGUAUAGCUGGAUCGCUGUCUCGCACGUUUGCCACAGAUGGCGGGUCGCUGUCGUCCACUGCCCGCCGCUCUGGACGUAUCUCUCCGUGACACGAAGCGCCGAGUGGAUGGCAGAGGUCCUCACGCGUUCAGGCAGCAUGCUUCUCCAUGUAACCGCCGAGCUUGGUGCAACGCUGGAUGGCGAUAAGACACGUGCCUUCCAGAUGGUCCUCGCCCAGCUUCACCGCACCAGGUCGCUCUGUGUCUCUGGCCGAGUCGGCGACGAGAUCGUUCCGCUGUUUGCGAGCCCUGCUCCGAGACUCGAGCGACUCGUUCUCGACCACGUUGUAUUACCAACCCCGGCCGAUCCCAAGAACCGCGACGAUGCCCAUAUCCACUUCCCGUCCUUCCUCCAGCGCGAUCUCACCCCACGCCUAGAGUACGUCGAGCUGGACGCGUUCCAGCCUCAGCUCCAUGGGCCCUGCGCCGACUCGCUGAAGCAUCUCGUCUUCCGCCACCGCGUCGCGGGCACGCUGAUGGGCAGACGCUACACCGGGCCGUGCCUGCUCAGCCUGCUCUCCGCGCUGCAGAACAUGCCUUCGCUCGAGUCCGUCGCGUUCGACAAAGAGGCGCACGUGAUGCUCGGCCCUGCGGCAGAGGCGGAGCUCCAGGGCAGCCUCCCCGACGUCGUCUUGCCAUUCAUGCGCUCCAUGCACGUCCAUGGUACCGCCGAAGAGUCCGUCGCGCUCCUGGGCCAUCUCACUCUCCCCGCCUUGGCCGACCUCUCACUCUCCUGCGCGCGCAACAGCACCGAGUACUCAGAGGCGCUCCCCGCGGCGCUCGCGCACACGCUUGCCGCCGUGCCCGAGACUCACACCCUCCACCUCGCACAGUUUACCGGGAGCGGAUUCCACCGCUAUAUGCGCUUCGCGGGCUACGCCGCGCCCGCGCUCGGGUCGGCUCCGGCGCAGACGUUUGAUGUCAUGGUCGACCGGGGCUACGGCCGCGAGGAGAUCGUGCCGAACAUGUGUCGCGAGCUCCCGCUGGAAGCCGUGCGCGAGCUGACGAUCGACAGUCAGGAGGACCUGUCAGAGUCGACGUGGCUCGCGCUGCUGGACGCGCUGCCGAACCUCGCGAGCAUCGCCGUCAAGGGCCCGUUCGCGCCGUACAAACUUCCGGAGGUGCGCUUUCGCUUGGAGAGUGCCAAGAGCAUUCAGGUGCAUGCUGGAGACUCGCCCAUGUGCCGACGUAUUCCGACUCUGCGCGCCUUGAACUGAAGGCCGUCUGACAGUAUUGUGCUCAACCACUACGACGCACGCCCCAAGACUGACGGACCCAAAUGAUCACCACUUUUUAAGUAUCCUG
Rhodofomes roseus is the source of this 1830-nucleotide messenger RNA. RefSeq lists its product as uncharacterized. The transcript has 2 exons. The coding region runs from base 342 to 1742 and encodes 466 amino acids. The record is from RefSeq and is a predicted model, not a curated record. NCBI's taxonomy places the organism in Eukaryota, Fungi, Basidiomycota, Agaricomycetes, Polyporales, Fomitopsidaceae.